AUGGGAGAAAUUACAGCUAUUGGAAAGCCCGCAUGGCGGGUUACCUUGAGGCUCAACCCUCUUGCUUGGGAGGUUACCGACAAAUCCAUUGGUGUUAUGGAUGAGGACCAUACAAAAUGGAAUGCUAGAGCCAAAAAUGCUUUGUUUGAUGCUCUUAGUGAAGAAAUCUUUGCUCAUGUGCAUAGCAAGAAAACCACUCAUGAAGUGUGGGAAGAGCUUGAGACCAUUCAUGUUGGGUCUAAAAAGCUCCGUGAAGAGAAGUACCAAGUGCUAAAGGAGAAACUCAAUGAGUUCAAAAUGCAUCCUAGUGAACUAGUUGAACAAAUGUAUGCUAGGUUGAAUGUACUGGUUGAGGACAUUAACGCACUUGAAAUUUCUCCUUUGUCUACUAGUGACAUCAUCCGGAAGAUUCUUCACUCAUUGCACAAGCCCAAGUACAACAUUGUGACAUCUUUGCUCUAUGAGAAAGAUCUUUCCACAUUGCAAGUGAGUGAAGUGGUUGGAAAAAUUCGGUCUCAUGAGAUGUUUCUCUUGGGCAAAAUUGAUCCUCCUCAAGCCAAAGGUGAUCUUGCUCUCAAAGCUAAAGGCGAACACAAGUCAAACAAGAAGAGCAAGGGCAAGGCACCUAUGUCAAGUUCAAGUGAAGCUAGUGAUGACUCAAGUGAUGAGGAUGAUGAUGAAGACACCAAGCUUGCUCUCCUCAUGAGGAAGACCAUAAAGCUAAUGUCAAGGUUGAACAAGAAGGGGUACAACUUCGACCCCAAAAAAAAUAAGUUCUGUACAAGGAAGCCCAAAGAUGCCCUCAAGAAGAUAUGCUAUGUUUGUGGCAAGUAUGGUCAUCUCUCAUACGAUUGCCCUCAAGAAUCCAACAAGAAGCAAGAUGAGGACAAUCAACCAAGGCACAACAAAGAUCAUGAUCAUAAGAAGGACCAUGACAAGAAAGAUUACAAGAAGAAGAGGUCCUUCAAGAAGAAAGAGAAAAUCAAGGCUUUUCUUGGGGAGUGGAUCACCGACGGCGAGACCUCAAGCGAUGACGACGAUGAUGAUGAUGACUCCAAGAACAUCAUUGUGGGGAUCGCCAUCCAUGAAGAUGAACCACCGCUACCUCCACCACCCAUGUGCCACAUGGCUAGAGGUAACCCCAAGGUGAAUUCCGAUGACUCAUGCUCUAGUGAUGAUGAUAGUGAUAAUGAGUUAUCUCCUAGAGAUCUUAAGUUGCUCCUAGAUGAAUAUAAUGACAUGAUCAAGAAGCUUAAAUCUAAACUCAAGUGUUUAAAAAUUGUGCAUGUUGAGCUUAAGACUUCGCAUGAUGAGUUACUUGUUAGACACAAUGAGGUAGUAGAGACUCAUGAAAAAUGUGUUGUAUCUAGCAAGCAACUUAGAGAGGAUCAUGAUAAGUUACUUGUUAAGCACAAUGAACUAGUUGAAAAACAUGAUGAAGUAGUUGUGCUCAACAAGUCGCUUGAAGAGUCCAACAAAAAGCUUAAGUUUGAUUAUGCUAAUCUAAAUUCAAAAUAUCAAGAACUUGAGUUUGCUUUUGAUGCUAUUGAUGAUGAACUUGAAACUCUAAAAACUGAAAACAUCAAUGCAUCAACUUCUUGUGAAACACAUGUGGAGUCUUCCAAAUCUUUCACUAAUCAUGAUGUCUCUAGUUCUUCCAAGACUAACUAG
This is a messenger RNA of Panicum virgatum (switchgrass), 1671 nucleotides long. RefSeq lists its product as uncharacterized. The transcript has a single exon. Bases 1 to 1671 code for a protein of 556 amino acids. Gene Ontology annotation, molecular function: zinc ion binding; nucleic acid binding. Lineage: Eukaryota; Viridiplantae; Streptophyta; Magnoliopsida; Poales; Poaceae. The record is from RefSeq and is a predicted model, not a curated record.